UGUAUUUGCAACACGGGUUUCAUUGGCCAAAGUUACUUCCUAGAUUCAGCGGGAGAAAACACGUUGCGCACAGUCUACGAGAUUGCACAAGCAGUACAUGACUACAGUCAUUGUCCCUCGUAUACAGGAGGACAAGCAAAGACACCAAAAAUCAAGUGUUCAAAGUCCUGAUGUUUAACUUAAGGGAAUAAGAGGGAAAUCAGAACUAAGGAUACAAGAACUAAGAAAUUUAGGAUUGUGGAACUCAACACCGUAUAGGAACCAAACAUGUAAAAAUGUAACGACAAUGCCACAGAGCAACCUGAUCGUCCGCCGAAACAGUCUCAACUGAAAUUAAAGGCAAAAUAGGGCUGAAAACUAUAUGAAGACCACUGAAAAUCAGUGACGACACCAGGUGCUCGUGACAAUGGCUUACGUGAACCUGAAUCUUGCCUCGUUUCGCCAGUGUGCCCUACAUAAGAAAGGUGAGCUUCUGUAUUGUGAAACAUGUAUCUGUUCACUCUGUUCCGCGUGUCACACUGAACAACACAUGGGCUGUAUCAGCGUUGUUUUACUAUCAGCCAUGGCGCCCCGUCUUAAAGUCAUGCUGGAAGGAUGUAGGGAGCAACUGCGAUCUGAGGACAGACUUAUAGCGGAGAAGUUAUCAAACAAGAAGAACAUGCUUCAUGGUUUAACUUCAAGGAUAGAUCAGUCUGAGCAGGAUGCCACACAAUAUCACCACUCAAUUGGUGACAUUGACAAAAUAGCGAGUGUUUUGGAACUAUUGAACGAAGUGAGGAAUAGAGAAUGUGGGCGGCUGAUUAGAAGUAUUGACUCAGAAAAAAUAUACCAGGCGAGGAAUGAAGAGCUAAUGCUGCUAAUUGAAACAAAGGGUUUCAAAUCUGGCGAUAUACAUGACAAAUGUGAAGCUUACAAAACCUUUAAACAAAGUCGACUUAGCGAUUUGUACCUAACACCCCCUGUCUUCUGUCAAGUUGUGGAUGUCGAGUUUUGUCCUCAACGAUCUCGGUACCCGGAAAUGGAUCUUGGCGAUGCUGACAGUGUUUUCCUUACCUACGAGGAGAGGCAGAGCCCGGGACUACAACCAGGAACCAUUUUGCUAGAUAUAAUUGAUACUAAAAUAGCAGGGGAUUCUCGUGUCCCCUUUAUACAUGGUAUCGUUGCGCUGAAAAUCAAAGACAUGAACGUGGUUGUUGUGUCUGACUACGCCAACAGAAGACUGAAAUCCUUCUUCUCGAUUGGAACACUUGUGUACGAUUCCAUGCGGCUUGAUAGUCCGCCAUGGAAUGUCACUGUACUCCACGAUUUGAUAAUCGCUGUAGCUGUUCCUGAUGAGAAAGCUAUCCAUGUGAUCAGUGUUACCCCACAUCUGAAACGGAAAAAGACAAUUUCUGUGUCAAAGAAAUAUCAUGGUUUAGCCAGUCUUGGUUCCGAGCAACUUGUGGCUGGAGCGGAAGGAUGCGUUGAUAUCAUUAACACUUCAGGUGAAAUAUUGCUAACUGUACAAAACUGUGAAACGACGUUGUUGAAGUACCCGUUUUUUCUCAGUACCAUUGAACAUCACACUAUUAUUGUCUCUGACUGCGGAACGAAAACCUUGACCUUCCUCACACAAGAAGGGUGCGUGAAAGCUCAGAAGACCACAGUUAGUGGGAGACGGUUCCAUCAGCCAGUCGGUGUCAGCAGCAACAACAACGGCGACGUCGUUGUCGUGGACAGGAACGCUAACUUGGUACUGAUGCUAGACAGCAAUGGUGACUUCGUAGCAGACAUCCUGUCAUCAUCUGUCAAGCGGAUAAGGGCGGUGCACAUCGACGGCCAAGAUAGAGUUUAUCUUACUCAGAAAGACCGUUGUGUACAUGUUUUCCAACUCUUGAAAACAAGGCAAUAAUCUUUAGGAAUGUGUAUUGUGUGCUUUCGAAGCUCUUAUACUUUAACGCAGACUUACGACAGUCGUGCGGCUGCGAUCGCAUUGUCAAACGGGCGUCAGUUAAACCUCAUCUUCUUAGACCAGUAAGUAUGGCCGGGGUUAGUAGUGUAGUACAUCCCCGAAUAGACUUACCAUGAAAAUAGAAAAUAACAAAGGCGCUUUGAGAAAAACCGUUAGUCAAAAUAUUCUUCUGAUGACCUAACGUCGAUUAAACAAUCGAUGACGUCAUUGACGACAUUCUACUUUAACUCACCAAUCAGCUUCGAUAAUUUCUGUGUAAUAGCGAAAAGAAACUUUCUUUUUCAAAAGUAAUCUCUACUAAAAGCAGAGUUGAUUUUAUGAUUCCGACUGUAUCAAACUAAUGUACGAAAUAUUCGUAUAUGAAACAUGAAACAUCUUGACGCGUUUUAUCCAAAUGAUCCUUGAAGAAUCCUUCUUUUAAUUCACCUUUCGAUCACGAACGAUCGCUUACACGGAUGGGUCGAUCUAUGAGAUGUGACGAUGCCACUUGUAGUUUUAGAACAUUGCAAAAAAUUCUUGAGUCCACCCUGCUGUUUAUCUUAGCGAACAUGAGCAAACACCAGAAAGCAGUCAUUAAACUUGCUCUUUUAACCCUUUUGGGUUACAGUUAAAGAACAACCAACGGCGAAGAGGAACUUUUUUCUCGAGAUAAUAAAGGAUGCGUUUGGCGGAGGGCCUAGAACAAUUCAUUUCCGAGAUACUCGUAUACUCCGUAAUUCCGAGACUCGAGUUGUUGUAUUUAUUAUUCAUUAUAAUUUUUAAAAAUAUAAUGAAGAAAAAUAAAGUGUAUAAAAUACAAUACCUUUUGAAAGUAGUCAAUCUAUCGUACUGGUGCACGAUGGACUUAUCGAACAAGCUGUAACCCUCCAUCACACCAAGUACGUGGCAUGAUAGAUAGAUAGAUAAGAUAGAUAAGAUAUUUUAUUUGCGUGUCACGCAGUAUAAAAUACGUACAUUCAAAGUACAAGACAAAAUAUAUAAUAUACCACCCGGCCGGUUGGCCUAUGAGACACGAGAGAUCAAAAAUAGCUCAGUUUUAUAUAAAGAGAUUAUGCUAGUAUCAAAUACUAUCAAACAAGUCAAUUAUUUUUCUAUUUUGUAUAAAUUGAACGUCAUUGCGUGUUAACAUUUAAGGGUAAUACCUCACAGUUUUCAUCCAAUUGCUAAACAUAUAUCACGCCAAGUUUAUAUAUUACUAGAUACAUAAACACACUGAGCUAUUUACAUCAGAGAGUACAGAAAUUAAUGCAUAGCGACCAACGUUUAAAUUAAAUUUCAUUCGAAAAAUAUAAUGUCACCUUUAACCGUAACAUCGGUUUACUCAAAAUCUGACCUUAAUUAAGUGGGUAAUCUAUAGAUACAAAAUCUUAAAACUUUAGCCAAUGAUCUGUAACAUGUCAAACUGUGAACAUUUUACAAAUGAAUAUACAUCGUUCAUAUGGAUAUUGUGACGCGGUGCUAAUUAGCGUCAUUUCUCAUUCAAUUUUCCCAGUCAAUAUCAUAUGUAAUUGUACAGUUUGAAAGAGAAUUGUAUUCUCUACCUUCGUAUGUAUAUGCUUUUAUUGUCACUUUUCAACUUUUUAUGUAAUUCAUGAUUUUGGGUCACUGAACACAUAUUUUGCCCAUGUGUAUUCGCUGUUUAUUGUCCCUACCAAUUUCAUUUGAAUAUUUAUUGUUGUAUAUUUUAUAUCAGUGUAUAGAACUUUUUAUGACCUAUACGCUCAUAGUUCAUAUGUGUAUAUACUCAUAAUAUAAUUUUAGUUAUAUUACAAAAACCGUGUUCUAGAAAACACACUCUCAUUAACAAGACAGGGUUGUUUAGCUUUAAGCCAACGUAAUUAGGCUUAUCUCCCAUUGGUUAAUCAAUUAAUUAAGUGGACAAUUAGUGAUGGUCAAUUAGGGGCUCUUUAUUUUAAAGGCCGACUCAAAUCUUAAGUAAAUCAGUAACGUCUCGGCGGACUCAGGUCACGCUGCUGGCUGCUCACUGCUGUGUUACUGCUGGACUGACCUAGGACUCCUUGACGGGAUUUGGUGAGAUCUUGAACUUUCUCUGAACUGUAAAUGUUUGGAUAACUUUGUCAUACCCACAUUUGCUUAUUUUACCCCUUAUUAUACCCUUUUUGUAAGUUCGUAGACUAUUCUGCUUGCUCUUACAUUUUAUUAUAGGGUUAUUUGUACUUGUAAGUUCAUAGAACUAGCUAUUUGUAUCUUACAGUACUUUGGGAAGAUAUUUUGGGUAAAAUCCUUAUUUACGCUUAAAGCGUUGUAGUUCUUUUAAAUCCACCUAUUAUCCCUUAGAGGUAAUUAUCCCGUCCUUUUGAGUCCCAGCAAAUUGGUCCAAUUAAGAGCUUAUGUUAAUUGGUCACAGCUCAAUGUCUCAAGGUGUGAAUUCCUGUCAGACGUAGACGUUAGCAUAUCCAUUGUCUCGUCUAGCGUCCGGUGAGAUUGAUUAGCACAGCCUAUUUAGUUGUGAGUUUGUCAACUCCAUCUUUAUCUAUCGGGUCCUACAUACCUGUUGUUGUAACCCCUACUUGAGUUUGAUUGCCUAAAUAAAUAAACUGUGAGUUUUAGAUUACA
Haliotis rufescens (red abalone) is the source of this 4528-nucleotide messenger RNA. RefSeq lists its product as uncharacterized. The coding region runs from base 407 to 1891 and encodes 494 amino acids. The transcript is spliced from 2 exons. The record is from RefSeq and is a predicted model, not a curated record. NCBI's taxonomy places the organism in Eukaryota, Metazoa, Mollusca, Gastropoda, Lepetellida, Haliotidae.